This is a messenger RNA of Scaptodrosophila lebanonensis, 868 nucleotides long. RefSeq lists its product as uncharacterized. Lineage: Eukaryota; Metazoa; Arthropoda; Insecta; Diptera; Drosophilidae. The transcript is spliced from 2 exons. The record is from RefSeq and is a predicted model, not a curated record. Bases 62 to 604 code for a protein of 180 amino acids.
CGAGUUUGUUUAAUAUUUUUUACGGAAUUUCAUUAAUUUAUUUUUAUUUUUCAUCACAACGAUGUCGGCUUGCUCGCUCUUGAGCAGCACAGGCUUCAGUGAUGGGAGCGAUAUGGAGAAUAGCAGUAACAGAAGCGAGUUAAACACUAAGAGUAAUUCUAGAUCUAGGCGCAUCCGUGAAAUAGCCGGUGACACAACGGAUGAAGAAUUGGCAGAAGGACCUACAGAAACGGUUUCAUCGGAGGAAUCAAAGGAAUUAGUUUGGAAAGAGCUAAGAGGUGGGAUCAUGACAAAAAUAAAAGGCCUGGGAAAAAUGUUACGAUCAGCAUCCGGAUGCAUCAAGAAGAAGCCGCAACCAACUUGUGCGAGUCUAGGCAAGCCAAAACAUGGAUGUGUUAAAUCGAAAAAGGCUCCACCAAACCGUAGAAAGAAACUAACACCGCCAAAGCGUCGACGUGCGGUGAAAAAAAGCUGCCGCCCAACGAAACCGAACAAAGCUCCGAAAUGUAAGCCAAUCACCAAGACGGCGAAGAAGAAGGCCCAAAAGCGCAAGCCAAUCUGCAGAGCCAAAAAAGCGCCAAAAGCCAAGCCCCGCUGUGACUAAAUGGCGAGAUAUUACAUGUAAAUGGGAAAACGAACUGGCAGAUGAAGGACUUUGAAACCGUCAUCUACUGCAUCAGCAAGAAACCACAGAUGGAAUUUGAAAUUCAAAACAUAAACAACAAUGAUUACAAAAUCUGGGGCAUCCCCAAACGUUCACAAAAAUUUGUUCACUCUCUGCACAUCCGAAUGCAACUGACUUGAUCUAUAUUUGGCCAAAUUCUCGUUCUCUUCUUGAAAUCUACCAUUAAAUACGGAAGAAAAAGAA